UUCACGUCUGAUAUUUCUUCCGAAGUAGAGGGAUUAUUGAAAAAAGCGUGCUCAGCAACGCGCCAAAGCUGUUUUAAACCUUGGUUACAAAAGGUUACGAUUACUCUGCCGUCCGGCUCACUGCGUUGCGCGUUUGAUUUCUUCUCAGAUUCCUCGUUCCGCGGAAGUCUAGGUUAGCGUUGAAUAGGAGAGCCUCAACCUACGUGAUUGUACAUCGUUCAAGCUCUGUCGUCCAUAUAAAGCCACGAUGGAUCAGAUCAAAACGAGGAUUACUCUGUUGGUUACUAUGAUGUGGAUCAUGUCUUUUACAGUCUGUGUGAUCGCGACUAGCUCACAAGCAACAUCGUCCUUAUCAGCAACAUCUGCGUCAGCUUCAACAUCGCCGCCAACUCUUACAACAUCAUCAGGGUCACCACAGCCAUCACCAUCAGCUUUAGGAUCACCUAAGCCAUCAGAGUCGGUGAAAUAUUUAAACACAAGAGAACUCUUUCUCAACACUUCGCUAGUGGAAUCAACACUAUUCUCAUCAUCACCUGAACCUUCAGCAUUGGCAUCGGCCGAAGCAACGAGACCACCAGAAUCACCAUCAACGUUUCUAUUGCGAACACUAGUUACAUUACGGUCAUCAUCAUCAGAACAGGAGUCACAAUCGAUAUCAGAAUUAGCAUCAAACCAAUCAUCACCACUACGAUCUUUACCGCAACCACCGCCGUCCACAACCUCAUCAGCAUCACAGCCACCAGCAUCACCGUCAGCGGCACAAACAUCAGUAGCAUUACUACAGACAUCACCAGCAGCGUCAGGAUCACCUCAACCAUUAGAGUCAGCGACAAGAUCACCUCUAGCAGCAUUAACACCAAUGUCCUCAUCCUCAGCCGAAGCAUCGAAAUCAGCGGCACAAACAUCUAUAGCAUUACUAACGACAUCACCAGCAACGUCAGGAUCACCUCAACCAUCAGGGUCAGCGACAACAUCACCCUUAGCGGCAUCAACACUACUCACAUCAUCACUUGAACCAUCAACGUUGGCAUCAACAUCUCCUUUACUAACACCAUCACCAUCACCAUCAUCAAAGUCGAAUUUAUCACAAUCGCAAUCAACGCAACCAGCACCAUUAUCAACGGGACCACCAGAAUCACCAUCAGUGUCACUAUCGCCAACACUAGUUGCAUCAGGGUCAUCAUCAUCAGAACAAGAGUCGCAAUCGAUAUCAUCAUUAGCAUCAAACCAAUCAUCACCGCAAUCAUCACCACUGUCAUCACUAGCGCAAUCAAAAUCAUCACCGCAACCACCGCCGUCCACAACCUCAUCAGCAUCACAGCCGCCAUCAUCACUGGCUUUAGCAUCACCACUCACAUCAGUAUCAGAAUCAACCCAAGUAUCGCCGCCACCAUCAGCGCCAGUGUCAACAGUCCCAUCACCAUUGACACCACUGCCACCAUUCCUCUCGUCAUCAUUAAUGCCUGUAUCACCAAAGCCAUCAGAUUUUCCGUCACCGUCACCAUCGGCAGCACCACCAAAGUCUCCAUCACCUUCUCCACUGACUCCAUCACCGCAAUCCCCAUCACUUCCACAGUCACCAUCAGCACUGCAACCGCCAUCAUCGUCACCACCAGUAUCACCAAUCCAGUCAACACAAUCUUUAGCUGUAACACAAUCUUUAGCUGUGACACAAUCUUUAGCUGUAACACAAUCUUUACCAUCCUCGUCGAUAGCAUCAACAGGUUCGACAAAAAAAACUGUAUCGACGACAGCAAAAGCAGUUACAAGCACAGUGUCUACGUCAUCGACGUCGCAACCACCUACUACAUCGUCAAUAGAAGGCGCUAAGAAAUUCGAUGGAAGAGGCAAAAUAGAGGAGCCUUGGGACAACGAAUAUGCAAAUACCAAUUCCGUUAAGUACAAACGCCUUAAGAGCAGGCUUGAAACCCAUUUUAAAGGAAUUCUCGAAAAGAAAUACGAAGAGAAUUUACUUGAUCUUGAGGUGAACAACUUCCAGGAGGGGAGUGUAAUUUUCGACUUCACAGUUUUCCUUACAUCUACGACGGAUGUUAAUGCCGACAGCCUGAAGGAGGCAAUAGAGAAAGAUGAAGGGGGCUCAAACUUCACUAUUUUCGUUGAAAGUGUAAAGCAGGUCGCUGGUCCCACACCAACAGUAACGUCGCAAUCACCCACGACAUCGUCAAAAGGGUCACUCCGAAACAUGACUUCUUCACAUCAUUGCGUAGGGAAGGCGCUAAGAAAUUCGAUGGAAGAGGCAAAAUGGAGGAGCUUAGGGACAACGAAUAUGCAAAUAGCAAUUCCGUUAAGUACAAACACCUUAAGAGCAGGCCUGAAACCCAUUUAAAAGAAAUUCUCGAAAAUAAAUACGAACAGAAUUAACUUGAUCUUGAGGUGAAAAACUUCCAUAUGGGGAGUAUAAUUUUCGACUUCACAGUUUUCCUUACAACUAAGACGGAUGUUAAUGCCGACAGCCUGAAGGAGGCAAUAGAGAAAGAUAGAGAAGGCUCAAAUUUCACGAUAUCCGUUGAAAGUGUAAAGUAGGCCGCUGGUCCUACACUAACGACAACGUGUCCGAGUGAGCAACCUGAGGCGACAUCCUCUGUAAAGGCGUGGAUUUCGGUUGUGAUCACACUUGGGAUUAUAAUUCUGGUUUUGCCUGCUUUGCUGCUGUGUUUAAUCGUGAGUAACGAUUAGUCCUAUAAAAGAUUUCUCUCUAGUAAACAGGGCAAUAAUAGAAGCUUUAAGUAAGAUUUGGUGCUUCCGAUAUCAAUGAGUGGAGGAUCGUAAUUAUAAUUGUCAAUCAAAGAGAAGAAGCACUUUCAGAAGGGGUCAAUGAACACUAAAACGAGAAGAGAGAGGUCCCAAUACCAGCUAUAAGCGCGAAUGAUCGCGAGAAACAAGUCACGUUAGUUUCAUUGAUCGAGAAGGCAGCGCAAACAUAAAAACAAAUCAAAAAAUGAAUAUAGAAUCCAACCAAUGCCAUCACGAAUUUCUAUUGUCACUCGGUUGAAAAUUGCUCCAUUCAGAUUUAACCAAGGGUCGCAAUAGUUAGUAUGAUUAGAACACACAGCUGAUAUUCAAUCACUUCUGACCGAUUCUGAACACUACUCUUUGGGAAAACGUCAAUCUCCCCAGCCAAGGAGUUACAAUCAAAAAGGACUUACAGUUCUAUAUUAGUGGACUCUAUGUAAUUUCAGUUGAAGCGCAUUUCGAGCCGAAACUAAUUUUUUGGUAUUUCCUCACAAAGCUUCAAAACAGAAGAGGGCGAGAAAGGCGUCAAUUCUGCACAAUGACAACGAUCCUUUUGCACAGCCCCGUAUAUACAGCAUCGAUUCCAAAGAUAUGUACUUGCUAUCUGGUAU
Molecule: messenger RNA, 3365 nt
Organism: Pocillopora verrucosa
Lineage: Eukaryota; Metazoa; Cnidaria; Anthozoa; Scleractinia; Pocilloporidae
Source: RefSeq, a predicted model, not a curated record